AUGGAGGCAGUCCCAAGGAAUCUGGUCAGCAUAAUUGUGUCAUGGUGGGAGAUGUUUGAAGGAGAAAACAAAAAAAGUAUUGGAGUUCAAAGGAGGGACUCUGGGCUUAGGGAGAGAGGGUCGGCUAGCUGGUCUAAACCGAGUGUUGGUGUUGUCAAACUGAAUAUAGAUGGAGCUCUGGAUGUUAAGAGAGGAAUUUAUGGAAUUGGGGCAGUGCACCAUGAUGAGAAUGGGAUUUGUUUGGGAGUUUUAGUAGUGUCAGGUACUGGUUUACUGAGUCUUCACGUUGUUGAGGCUUUAGCACUUGUUCACGGGCUGCAUUUCUGUGCCCAGAUUGGCUUCACUCACCUGGAAGUAGAAGGCGACACCUUGAAUGUUUUUGCAGGGUUGGAUGAAGCAAUUGAUGAUUUCAGCGAAGUAGGUGCUAUUAUGGAUGAAGCAAGGAGCUAA
Molecule: messenger RNA, 450 nt
Organism: Fragaria vesca subsp. vesca
Lineage: Eukaryota; Viridiplantae; Streptophyta; Magnoliopsida; Rosales; Rosaceae
Exons: 1
Coding region: 1-450 (149 amino acids)
Source: RefSeq, a predicted model, not a curated record